AUGGAACUCGCCGACGAGCUUUCCCGAAGGCUUUCAAGUGAGGCUCGCGUGGCUGCCUCAGGCACAGAAGAUUUUGCCUAUUCAGAUCUGCGAUAUACGCAGUAUGGGAGGCCAACAUAUAUGGCUGCUGUCGUGCCCGCCACCCAAGACGAUGUCGUGGCCGUAGUGCAGUUUUGUCGUGAGCGGAAGAUUGCCUUUGCCGCGCGCUCCGGCCACCAUUGCGUCACGACGUCGAUGAGACAUGUUCGUGAUGGGAUCCUGAUCGACAUGAGGUCGUUCUCGAAAUGCAGUCACGAUGUAGGUGGCGGGGUCAUCACGAACGACUUUGUGCGCUUCCUGCAGGACCACGAGCGCGAAGUCACGAUUGGAUCGUGUCCGACUACAGGUGUGAUUGGGGUCGCGUUUGGUGCUGGGCUGGGCAGACUGCAGGGCAAAUACGGCUACUUGCACGACAACCUGCUGUCCUGUCGCUUAGUCCUCGCCGAUGGCUCUGUCGUGGAUGUCACCGAUCACUCCCACCCACUCUUGUUCUGGGCGCUGCGAGGAGCCGGUCACAAUUUUGGCAUCUGCCUUCAGGCCACCUUCCGCGUAUACCCUGAGGCCAAUCGCGGCAGACAUUGCUCGUGGGACUUGGAGUAUCACCUCGACCAGUGCGAUGCUGUGUUUGCCACGAUCAAUGAGGUGCAUGCUGACAUGCCGGCCGACCUGGCCAUCUUCGUGCUGUGGCGACGAGAGCACCCUACUGUCGGCCUCAAGAACCUCAUUUUGGUUAAUCUGGUAUGGUCAGGUGCGGAAGACGAGGCUCAUGUGUGGAUCGAGCGUUUCGAGCGCCUCCAGCCUGCAGUGCGCGCAGGCCCACUGACAACGUCUUGGUAUGAUCUGCCGUGGGAAACGUAUGGGGGUAUGAACAAGAGGCUGUCGAAGCCGGAAGUGUGGAAGCUCUUGCCCUACAAGAUGAUGAGCGCUGCGAGCGUGCGCUCAUUUGACUUGCCCAUGAUCAAAGCAUUCUUCGAAAGUGUCAAGGAAAUGAACGAGAAGUGGGAGGGGAAAGGAUGGUUCGGCGCCAUGUUUGAAUGUUUACCCAACCAACAGACACGAGCACUUCCUAGCGAUGCCACAGCGUUUCCGUGGCGAGGAACGGAUCACUUUCUGAUGAUGACUGCAACACCGAAAUCCCUCGACGAUCGCGUCCCAUUCGAGGCCCAUCUAGACGCCUGGAAGGAAAACUUCGUCCAAGUUUCCGGCUAUGGUCAGCUUCGACAGUACGUCAAUUAUGGCAGCACGACAUCAACCGUACAAGAUCCGCCAGAAUCACUGUAUGGCUAUGAGCCAUGGAGGUUGCAGAGGCUACGCGCUUUGAAACAGCGAUACGACCCUGAUGGUGCAUUCAGUUGGUAUCAGCCGUUUGUCUGAGCCCCCCAUCACGCUUCACCGGCAAGUUGUGGCCCUUGUGGUAGACGCGGCUUGAAGUGGUGCUGUCUGGUUGUAUCCCAGAGAUGAGUACCUAUCUACCCUAGGUACCUUAGGUACAUAUGUACUUUCGGUAGUUCCAUUCCUGACUGCUCAGCAUGUGGACUCCCCAGCAGAACUACAGUACUUGCACUACUCAGGGCAUCCGAGGCAGGUAGGCCGUGUCUGUCGGUGAUUAUUUUUGCGCUCCACUGCGAUCAUCGACUAGGUCAAGGGACCCAGGAAGUGGUCUCUCCCAAAUACCCGAGAACGAGGCGGAACGGGGCCGAAAAUGGUCUCGGACGUCCAUCGUUUCGCUGUCACCUCGACUUCGACGACAUUCUACGAGUUGUACAGCUGUUCCCGUCCCGGACGAUGACCAGCGGAGAGCCUCGACUAUCCCGAUUGCCAGCAGCGGCGUCGUCGUCGUCGUCGUCUGCAUCGGUGUUCUCACGCGGCAACAUGACGCCGGACGGAGCGCGAGCCACGACCAUUCUCACGGUGAUAUGCCUGGCGGUAAGCACGACUCUCUAUGAAAUGCUCUGAUCGCAUCAGCUCUAGCCAAUGCUCAAGCGUCUCAGGCGACGUCUUUCUUCAUCGGACGCGCCCUGUACAGAAUCUACCUCCACCCACUUCGCGCAUUUCCGGGCCCGAAACUCUGGGCCAUCUCACGACUGCCAUGGCACGUCCACAACAUUCGCGGCGACUUGGCUCGUACCAUUCACGCGCUCCAUGAACAACACGGUCCUACCGUGCGCAUUGCGCCCGAUGAGCUGUCGUAUACGUCGUCACAGGCAUGGAAAAAGAUUUAUGGUCAGACGCACCCCGAGUUCUCCAAGUGUCUGGAUGGGCGCGGCAUUGCUCCUGUGACCAAGGAAGCGCAUUUGCGUGGCAUCAUUGCUGCGGAAACGCUCAAACACCGUCGCCUCAGACGAGCGAUCGCGCCAGCUUUUUCGGAACGUGCACUAAGCCAGCAAGAGCAUUGCUUACAGAAGCACAGCGACAGCUUGAUGCGAUGCUUGCGCGAACGAUGCAACCGGGGGGAGCCUCUGGACAUUGGGAGAUGGUUUUCGCUCACUACAUACGACAUUAUCACAGAGCUGACCUUUGGUCACGCGGAUGGCUGCCUCAACGAUCCGGACAAGCCUUGGCUCACAGUCAUGGGCGCAAGAGCAAAGACUAUUCGGUGGUUCCAAUUUGCAAUUUACUAUGGCUUUGAUGGCUUGAUCGCACGUGUGGGGCCCUCGGUCAUGACUCGUUCGAGACAAGCUCAUAUGAAGAUGCUUGGCAGCAAGGUGCAGCGUCGUCUGAAGGAGAAAGACAUGGGAAUGGACUUCAUGUCACAUAUUUUGGAUAACAGAUCAGAGCCACUCUCGGUGUCUGAGCUCGUCAUCAUGGCGAGCGCGUUCGUCGUCGCAGGGUCUGGAACAUCGGCAAGAGCACUCUCUGCGACCACUUAUUUCUUGUGCUGUCACCCAGACAAGCUUGCCCUUGCCGUCGACGAGGUACGAGCCGCCUUCCUGGACGAAAGCAGUAUCACAAUCAAAUCUGCUGCAACGCUCGAGUACCUCUUUGCUUGCAUCCAGGAAGCAAUGCGGAUGCAUCCGCCGAACCCGUCCACGUUACCACGGUGGGUGCCAGCAGACGGCGAGGUCAUUGAGGGCGCAUGGGUACCUGGCGGCACAGCAGUCGGCGUGCAUCAACUAUCAGCGGGACUUGCGGACUGGAACUUCGCCAGGGCCAGAACAUUUUUGCCUGAGCGAUGGCUGGAGCUGCCACAGAAAUCGGAGUUUGAGCGAGAUGAUCGAGCCUCUGCCCAGCCCUUCUCCUAUGGUCCCAGGGGAUGUGUUGGCACCAAUCUUGCACAUGCAGAGAUGCGCCUGCUCAUGGCCCGACUUCUCUACACCUUCGAUGUGGAGAUUACAGCCCAGGCGCAAGAAUGGACAGCAAGUCAGAAGAGCUAUCUCACAUGGGAACAGACACCGUUGAUGGUGAAGCUGACAGUAAGGUCUUGAAUCGGGGCUGGGUUCGAUCCCGCUCCUCGUCCACUUUGUCACCUACUGUAUUUGUCCCAUCCAUCACACGACGUCUUCCCGGCCGUGGAGAAUGCUCCGGUCGUACUAGUUGCCAUUCGAUCAGCGAAGCAUCAUUAUAAUCCGCGUCCGAAAUGCUCAACCCUUAGUAAUGUUGGUUGUGAAUCAAAUUGUG
This is a messenger RNA of Sphaerulina musiva SO2202, 3657 nucleotides long. RefSeq names its product 6-hydroxy-D-nicotine oxidase. The transcript is spliced from 6 exons. Gene Ontology annotation, molecular function: FAD binding. NCBI's taxonomy places the organism in Eukaryota, Fungi, Ascomycota, Dothideomycetes, Mycosphaerellales, Mycosphaerellaceae. Bases 1 to 1413 code for a protein of 470 amino acids. The record is from RefSeq and is a predicted model, not a curated record.